UUAACUCUACUUUGGCUAGCUCAUCUAAACAAAACGCUUUUAAUACCCCAAACAAAAAUUCUACAUAAUAAAUAAUUUUAAAAAAGAAAAACGUUUGAAGAUGUUCAAGGAACUUGUAGUGUUUGUGCACACAGCAGUUCGCAACUUCUUCCUGAUGCGUCCAACUGCAGUCGGACCACGUGGAAGCGCGUGUCGUGUCGUUGUUAAGAACAGUUGGUGGGCAAACAUUGUGUUCUUUAUUGCCAUCUUCACGCCGCUCUACGUCUGCCUGCUGAAGGAUGUGCUAGGACUCUUGCGUGACGUUAACUACAAGAUCAACCGGGGCAAUUAGAAACGAAUCUCUGCUUCCUCUCUAGUUAAAUGUGUUUCUGAUACUCCUAAAUACAUUUCAAGUUUUUGUGGCAUCGUCUUAAUA
Molecule: messenger RNA, 415 nt
Organism: Drosophila sulfurigaster albostrigata
Lineage: Eukaryota; Metazoa; Arthropoda; Insecta; Diptera; Drosophilidae
Exons: 2
Coding region: 101-331 (76 amino acids)
Source: RefSeq, a predicted model, not a curated record